AUGAGCUACAUGCAAAAGGAAGAGGUUGAGGGCGACUGCCCAGAAUGCAAGCCAGCAUUCGACAACAAGAGCGGACUCAAGUCCCGGAUCACGCUGAACUUCACGAGAAAGACGCCCCGCCCCAUCAUGCAAGAGGUACACCAGCUCAUGGGAACCUUCGCCGAGAUCGACCAGCAGCACAACCAGUUCAGGUACCUCGACCCACAGGCGCGCGAGAACCACAACUGCAAGCUCUUCCUGGACUGGCUCGACGACCCAGAGCACCCGGGACCCCAGCCAGGCGACCUGGAUGAGUACGACCUCGCCUGGUUACGCGAGAAGCGCGAGCUCAUGCGCGCAAGCCGCGCCGGACACCAAGACGGCAUGGGCAGGAUCACACCACCACCUCCCCCCACGCCACCAACCACUAUGACCCAGGUCAUCUCCGUCUGCGUCAGGGGCGAGUACACCCUCAGGGCCCGCCACCACGUCCUCACCGCCGACCAGCGCGAGGCCAUGCGCCGCCUGGGCCACGACAACAUCCGCAGGCUCUCCGUCGUCGACCGCCGCCACCAUCACCACAGCGACACCAGCAGCGACUAG
This is a messenger RNA of Diaporthe citri, 582 nucleotides long. RefSeq lists its product as uncharacterized. Bases 1 to 582 code for a protein of 193 amino acids. The record is from RefSeq and is a predicted model, not a curated record. The transcript has a single exon. Lineage: Eukaryota; Fungi; Ascomycota; Sordariomycetes; Diaporthales; Diaporthaceae.